This is a messenger RNA of Cordyceps militaris CM01, 1314 nucleotides long. RefSeq names its product aminomethyltransferase. Gene Ontology annotation, molecular function: protein binding; aminomethyltransferase activity. The record is from RefSeq and is a predicted model, not a curated record. The transcript has a single exon. Gene Ontology annotation, biological process: glycine catabolic process. Gene Ontology annotation, cellular component: mitochondrion. The coding region runs from base 1 to 1314 and encodes 437 amino acids. NCBI's taxonomy places the organism in Eukaryota, Fungi, Ascomycota, Sordariomycetes, Hypocreales, Cordycipitaceae.
AUGGCUGUGCGGGCUCGUCCUGCUCUGGCCGCCAGCCGCCUCACCACCGCCGCCGCCGCCCGUGUCCUCUGCCAGCGCGGCAACCAGCGUCACGGCUCCGGGACCGCGGCCGGUGGCGCCCUCAAGAAGACGCCGCUUUACGACUUGCACGUCGCCCGCGGCGGCAAGAUGGUGCCCUUUGCCGGCUACCACAUGCCCGUGCAGUACAGCGCCCAGUCGCUGACGGACUCACACCACUUCACCCGCCAGCACGCCUCCCUCUUUGACGUGUCGCACAUGGUGCAGCACAUCUUCAAGGGGCCCCGCGCGGCCGCCUUUCUGGAGCGCGUCACGCCCUCGGCGUGGGCCACGCAGGGCGCCAUGCAGAGCAAGCUGACGGCGCUGCUGUGGCCGGGCACGGGCGGCAUCGUCGACGACACCGUCAUCACGCGCCUCGGCGAGGACGAGUACUACGUCGUCACCAACGGCGCGUGCCUCGACAAGGACACCAAGUACUUUGACGAGCAGCUCGGCCAGUUUGGCGCCGGCGUGGAGUGGACGCGCCUCGAUAACUCGGGCCUCUUUGCGCUGCAGGGCCCGCAGGCCGCCGAGAUUCUCGCCCAAGUACUCGACAGAGAGUAUGCCGACGUGAACCUAGAGCGCCUGUACUUUGGCAACGCCGUGUGGGCGCAGCUCAAACUGGCCGACGGCAGCUCGACGCACCCCGUGCUCAUCUCGCGCGGCGGCUACACGGGCGAGGACGGCUUCGAGGUGUCGUUCAACGGGCAGCAGUACCCCGCGUUUGACACGACGACGCCGGCCGUCGAGGCGCUCCUGGCGGCUGCGGGCCCGGAGCGGCUGCAGCUGGCCGGGCUCGGGGCGCGCGACUCGCUGCGGCUCGAGGCCGGCAUGUGCCUCUACGGGCACGACCUCGACGACGGCAUCACGCCCGUCGAGGCGGGCCUGAGCUGGAUCAUCCCCAAGGAGCGGCGCGCGGCCGACGCGGGCUUCCACGGCGCCGAGGUCCUGGUGGCGCAGAUGACGCCGCGCAGCAAGGGCGGUGCGGGGGUGCAGAGGCGCCGCGUCGGGUUCGUGGUGGAGGGCGCGCCGGCGCGCGAGGGCGCGACGGUCGAAAAGGACGGCGAGAAAAUCGGCGACGUCACGUCGGGCGUGCCCAGCCCGACGCUCGGCAAGAACAUCGCCAUGGGCUACGUCAAGGACGGCCUGCACAAGGCCGGCACAGAGGUCGACGUCGUCGUCCGCGGGCGCAAGCGCAAGGCCGUCGUGGCCAAGAUGCCCUUUAUCCAGACUCGGUACUGGAAGGGAGAUGCGUAA